Molecule: messenger RNA, 288 nt
Organism: Staurois parvus
Lineage: Eukaryota; Metazoa; Chordata; Amphibia; Anura; Ranidae
Source: the annotation of a GenBank genome assembly
CAUCCGCUGACCAGUCCUUAAAUGUGCCGCUUGGACUCCGUUCUCAUUAGUCCUCAUACACACGGGACGCUUUACAGCGGCUGUAAAUCCCCCAGCAUGUUAUCUUAUGUGUCCAUCCCCUGCAUGUUAUCCUGCGUGUCCAUCCCCGGCAUGUUAUCCUACGUGUCCAUCCUUGGCAUGUUAUCCUGCGUGUCCAUCCCCUGCAUGUUAUCCUGCGUGUCCAUCCCCAGUGUGUUAUCCUGCGUGUCCAUCCUUGGCAUGUUAUCCUGCGUGUCCAUCCCCGGCAUG